Seminavis robusta is the source of this 3063-nucleotide messenger RNA. NCBI's taxonomy places the organism in Eukaryota, Bacillariophyta, Bacillariophyceae, Naviculales, Naviculaceae. The record is from the annotation of a GenBank genome assembly.
AUGCCGAAGGACCAUGCUGUGUCCUUCGACGACGACGACGAUGAUGACUCGUACAACGCCGAUUGGCACCCGGGGAUGGAGCAAGCUCCGUCGCAGCUUCCCAAUGCUCGGCCCCCGGCCAUGACCGAAACGAGCCAUCAGACCAACCAUGUGCCUCCUCAGCAACAACAGCCGCAGAACAAUGGAGUUUCCUUCAGUCUGGAUAAUAUCGCGGAUCCAGAACCCGCGUCACGUCCUUCCUAUGCCAAUUCAUAUAGCCGCGACAAUAACCCGGCAGCACCUAGUACCAAGGCAGACGCUGCGGAUGAUGGAAAAUCUACACGAGCAGGACGUGGAAAAUAUGCUGCCCCUGUUGACACCAAGAAGCAUCGAGUGCGUCCUUACCGAUGCUUCUCGGAACCAACCUACAUGACUGAAGACGAAAUCUACGCUGAUAUGAUGAAGCCUUCCAAAACGACUGCAUUUCUCAAAUCACAUUUUCCACCCUCCACGUCCAAGAUUCCAGGAGAACUCAAUUUAUCAGAUUCAAUUCGGAGUUUGUACGAUUCUCCUGAAGUCGAUGGACGGAUUGGAUCCAUUCGAGUCGAAGUUCUAGGUGCUGUUGGAUUGGCAAGACAGAAACCUUACUGUGCGACCUAUGUCGUUAGCGGAGAUUGUGCCUUUUGCACGGAUGUUCUGAAUAACUUUCGAUCUCCCAUGUGGCCCAGCGCCUGUACCAGGGCCGCCUGCUUCCCUGUCCACCAUGCAUACGCCCGAGUCUUUGUGGGAAUAUUUGAUGUCAAGAAACGACAAAACAAGGAUAACGAUGUCUUUCUGGGACGUGUGGUCAUUGAUGUGGCACAGCUUCGACCCAACACAGAAUACGAUAUUACAUUCCCGCUGCGAGCUUCGUCCUUUGUCUACGACAGGCGCAAGAGAGGUGUCGUUCGAUUGCGCUUUUCCUUGCACUGGUUUAGUGAAAGGGCAGCCGUCAUGUCAUACCUUAAAAGUUCACGUUGGUUCAGUGCCAGUGAACCCCAGCGAGGACUGGGACAGCCGACAAUUCCUUGCGCCGAACCCAAAACGUUCCGUAACCUGGCUGUGACUUGUCAUGGACAAGAUUUCCCCGGAAAGUACACCCGUAUGGCGUUUCGUGCAACGAUGCGUGAAUUCAAUCUCUAUCACAUCAAUCUCAGAUUCGUGUUAAAGACGCUGACUUUGGAUGCAUUGCUCUACGAAAGACCACACAUCUCCUUGUAUCUCUUCCUUGCCUUUCAACACUGCAUUUACUCCAAUGUGGUACGAAUGGUCCCGCCGUACUUCUCAGGUUACGUCAUUCUUCUAUUCUUGGACAAUUACAGGCAUUUCAACGUGAGCGAAAAAUUCACGCUUGGGUACAAACCACUGACAGUUAGAGAAAUCAUGGUGGGACUGAUCAAGGAUGGAAAAAGCGACAAGCCGAACUUCAACACAAUCGAAGUCAGGAAAAGAGCAAAGAAGAAGAUCUCCAAGAAACAGGACAAGGAAAAAGCAGCGGAUAACUCCUACUUUGGAUCUACUUUCGGUGCAUACCCUUCGUUUGGUGCGAUGAUGGGAUUGGGGGCUGAAGAAGAAGAGCUUCAGGAAGGAAUCGAAAUUGAACCGAGGGAUCAUCGAGAGUUUCCAUUUUCGGAACGCGAUGAAUACCCAAAAUUUGCAGUGCAGGAAGCACUUGCGCCUAGCACCAAAGCUCCCGUGAAAGGCGAGGAAGGGAAUACGCGUCUCGCUGGGCGUCUUUCGAUCUAUUUCGUAAAGGAAGAAGAGAAGGAGGAGGAAAAGGAAGAUAUUCAGGUAGAAGAUGUUGAUACCUACGAUAUGGAUCUUGAACCCGAGGAAGACGAAAUGAAACAAAGUGGGGGCGCUGGUCUCUUUGACUUGGGCUCGUCGAAGAUGAAGCGAGCCAGGGUUCGGGUAGGUCCGCCACAAAAUUGUGAUAUUAGCUCGAAAAAGAAGACUCCGCCCCAGCAAACGCUUCAGAAGAUUGAGAAGCAAAUGCACAAGCUUUCAAAAGGAAUUGCACUGGAGAGAGUUAUCACCGUACCCGGGGCCCGCAAAUUCGGACCGGAACCAGGCGACGACGAUAAAGGAUCAAAAAAGAAGAGCAAGAGCAGCAAAGAGGACGUCCUUGCCAAGAGGAGUCACUAUGAUGAGUUCGACAAGAUUCUUGGUCUACAAAGCAAGACCGCCAAUCCAGUGUUGCGUAUCACCUCGUCUUUCCUGGGGCCUCUUAUGCGCAUGAUCAGGAUCUUUUUGUACAUUGUGCGAGUCGCCUUCAACAUGGCUACCUGGAGAGAUCCAUAUUUCUCUUUCUGGAUCCUUUGUUUCCUCGUCAUCCAGACUAUCAUUCUGCUGCUAUUUCCCUGGAGACCAUUUCUCUUUAUUUCGAGUUUUCUUUGCCUCGGUCCACAGAACGUUUUCGUGAGGAAGUAUCUCGAGAAAAAGGCUGCGGAGAAGGCCAUGGAAAAAGCCCAGAGCGCUCGCGAAGAGGCUGGAGAAAUUGCUUUCACACCCGUCGUUAACGAAAGCAAAGUCGAACCCGCCGACGUUGUCGGACCUCCGCCCAAGGACGAAAUGGACAAGUCGAUGCCGAAAAUCAACGGAAGCGGUCUGGACGCCUCGAAGAAGAAUGCCGGUUUGCUAGCGCAAAAGAAAUCGAAGAAAAAGUCCGAGGACAUGCUGGGAGACUACUUUUCGUUCGAAAACGACGUUGCUGAUAACGUCGAACAGCGACCAGCAUUCAGCACAGGCCAUAACUCGAGGACAAGCAAGAAGACCCGGCCUCGUGAGGUUGCUGUACCCUACAGUAAGCUUCGAAAGGACAGGUUCUUUGACUGGCCCCCGGACCCGACUGUUUCGCGUGCCACCCCUCUGGCCGGUCCCUGGCUUUCCCCAACGGGUGCCGAGAUGGACGAUGGUGCGUUCGCGGAGAAUGGCCACGGCCCGAUGGCACAAUCGAUUCCAGCAGCGAAUGGUUUGACCCCCGAAAUGGAGAAUCUUCGUCGUCGGUAUGUUGCAGAGCAGCAACAGUUCAGGGGCGGAGAUUAG